Aphanomyces astaci is the source of this 417-nucleotide messenger RNA. RefSeq lists its product as hypothetical. Lineage: Eukaryota; Oomycota; Saprolegniomycetes; Saprolegniales; Verrucalvaceae. The transcript is spliced from 2 exons. Bases 1 to 417 code for a protein of 138 amino acids. The record is from RefSeq and is a predicted model, not a curated record.
AUGCUCACUAUCGCUCGCUCACGUCGUGCCGCCGAAUCCCUCUCGAGUCCGGUCUCGUUUGAAAACGACCUCCGCCGUCGCUGCCAAGAACUGUCCAUCCUCCAGCCUUUGAACCAACUUCGAUACUUUGGCCUGGCCAUGUCCCCGGAGCGGGCGAAUCAACCCCGUCACCAGUAUGCUCGCAUUGCUCGUCUCAAUAAUGCAAUGGCCGACUAUGUAAUGGUCUUUGGCGGGUCCUACGGCAGCCUGGAUGCGCCUAAAGUACCUCAUUUGGUGCAAGGCUAUAUUGUUUCGUCUGCUCCAGUGCUGAGCUUCCUUGAAUUUGACCCUUCUGGCUCAUCGCCCCGAUGCGCGAUUAACAUCGUUUGGCCGGUGCUGAUUGGCUUUGGAGCUACAGCAUCGAGGCGCACAGCUUAG